Brienomyrus brachyistius is the source of this 2954-nucleotide messenger RNA. It is a transcript of the gene gpatch2, whose product is annotated as G patch domain containing 2. Gene Ontology annotation, molecular function: nucleic acid binding. NCBI's taxonomy places the organism in Eukaryota, Metazoa, Chordata, Actinopteri, Osteoglossiformes, Mormyridae. The record is from RefSeq and is a predicted model, not a curated record. The transcript has 10 exons. Bases 174 to 1667 code for a protein of 497 amino acids.
GUCCGCCGGCUCGCGCCUCGCCAGCCAGCCACCUACAUCCUGUACGGCUGUUUGGUUUCCUGUGCUUUUUUUUUUAUUGAAAUGGUGGCUCUCUGAUGCGUCCCACCUUCCACCACCUUCAGUGGUAAUUUGAAAGUAACUAGUUGAGCCUUUUCCUGUGGGAGGUUUUUUUAAUGUUCCGCGCAGCCGACGCACAGAACUUCGUUAAAGAGAGAACCAGCUGGCACUUUCGCAGGACGAUGGACGAGCUGGUCCACGACCUGGUGUCAGCGCUGGAGGAGAGUUCUGAGCAACCCCGUGGGGGUUGUGGGGAUGGGGGGGACCACGCCCUGGCAGUGGGGUGCCUGCUGAAGAGGCAGGCGCGCAAGAGGCGUGGCCGGAAACGGCGCUCGGACAAUGGCCACCCGCCGUGGGAGUCCUGCCACCCCCUGAGUGAAGGGUCAGAGUCCAGCCUAGAAGACCACCGGGAACACCGAACCACCAGCCAUGCCCGUGACAACAGUGACUCCGAUGACCAGCUCUUGGGUCCCAAGCGCCGGCUUCCCCUGGCCCUAGAUGGAAGGCGACCCCUGUGGCACGAUGACCUCCAGGGGGCAGAGGGGCUGGGCAGCCGCAGCCUGCGCAGGCGGAGGAAAGUGAAGCGCAUGGCUGUGGACCCGCCGUCGGAGGUCACCAGCAUGCUGGCCCCACCUCUGCCCAAGUCGCACGCCAGUGCUAGAGAGAUGGUCCUGAACCAAGAGGCUAAGGGGUCCGAACCUGGGAAGAGCAGGGUUAAGAAGAGGAAGCUGACCACCAGCAGGCAGGGGCUGGAAGCGACUGACGAGGGUGUCGUAGUGGAAAGUGAGGAGUCCAGCCAAGUAGGCAAGGACAAAAUGGACUAUGAGGAGCACAAGGGAUCUGACGAGGAGAUGAGUGACAGUGAGACUAGCAGCGUCAGUAACAGCAGUGAUGGCGGCUUGUAUACCAACGACGAAGGAAGGCAAGGUGAUGACGAGCAGAGCGACUGGUUCUAUGAGGGCGAGCCAGGUGGGGCUUGUGGGAUAGCCGGGGUCAUCCCCUGGUGGGAGAAGGAGGACUCCUCUGACCUGGAGAGGGAGCUGUCCGACCCCGUUUUCAGCAGCAUCCUCACGGGCUCCUUCCCUCUCAUGUCCCAGAAAGCUCAGAGAGGUUUUCAGGCCAGGCUGAACCGUCUGCAUGGCGUUCCGUCCUCCCCGUCAGUGCCGACCACCAUGAAGACUGGCGUCCCUGGGCAGGGCUGUAACGAGAGGCUGCCUCGACUCUCCCAGGACCCCCAUCACCACGACCCGUGGUUUGGUCCAGAAUCCAGAAGGGAACAUGGACAGCUGCCGUGGGACACCCGGAUGGACAGGGGCCAUCGUAGGAGCUGCUCAUUAAAGACAGCCAGCAGGCAGACGAGCGGACACCUGGGCUCCCUGUGCACGGGCGACAUCAAGAGGAGACGCAAGGCACCGCCAGGAGCAGGGCCCGCCCCUACGGGACUGGUUGGUGAGAAUGCCCUACCCAUCCCAGAAAGCAACGUGGGGAGUCGGAUGCUGCAUUCCAUGGGCUGGACUCCGGGAAUGGGGCUGGGACCCGAUGGAAGGGGCAUCACAGAACCCAUUCGCGCCCUGCAGAGGCCAAAGGGAGCAGGUCUUGGCUUCAACUGAGCUCCUCACCCACCGCGAGCAGCCCAUGCUACCACAAGCCUUGAGACCAGACUUGGAAAAUCAUCCCAGUCCGGUUCCGCUUCCAGACACCGGUUCGCGGACCGACCUGCAUUAACCCCGAGGAGUGGCUAAGCAGAACACGGGAACAGAAAUUAGCGUUUUUUAGAAUAAUUGAACCACAAAUGUCUUAUUUUAGAAUGAACCCACGCUGAAACGAACAGACCCAAACGUAACACCCGGAGCUGCAGAAUUGUUUUUUUUGUCACCAGCGGGUCCUGCUGCAUUUGACAUUCCCCUAAUCAAACAUAUUUCUUCCCGCAAUCAGCAUUAUUCAGAAUUAAGAACUUUGCCCCUAGGGCUGAGCUGCCAGACAGAGCUGAAUGACGGGUCAAUCCUUAAUUCAUUGUUAGUUAAAAACAAAUGCUGAAGAAGCACAGUUGUGGUGGAUUUAAUGUUGUGUAGCUUCUCGUAAAUUUUUGUUUUUAUCGUGUUUUAAGUCACAUACCAAGGGUGCUGGGAGAGGCGGGUCUCUGUCUCAUCCUGGUCUGAAUCUUUAAGGAUUUAUGAAGGAUGUCCAGUAACAGUAUUCAGAAAUGUGAUGCCCAGUCAGUAGUUCCAUUGGAUUUCUAGGGCCAAGCUAUACAAAUGGUAGCACGAGAUCCCUGUGAGUUUUGCGUGCUUUUUCAGACCCAAAUUUUUAGGGAAAUCCUAAUUGAAAGUAUCAGUUUCAAUCCCCAAUCUUUAAACGAGUGUCAGGGCUCAUGAAUGUCUGGAUAUUAGCUGUUCCGACUGCCGUCUGUGGAUCCGUGUGCUGUGUGGCUCUACACUCCCUCGGUGCUGGGGCUCCUGUGGACAAAGUGUCAUCACAGAAAACCUCCUCAGUGGUCCCAGGCUUUCUAGCAGGAACUUAAGGAAGCCCAGACCACAAGAAAAACAAAAACGACAAAGCUGUGUUACUUCAUCAUUCCAAAUGUAACUCAGUGCUGCAAACUUGAAGAAAAUCCACCUAUGCAGUUUUGUAAAAUAUUCAGACCUUGUAUGUUGCUGAAGCUGCCGUCUGAGUUUGGGUGGCUGCUUAUCUGAAGCCCACUGACCGCCAGUUGAGUUGCCGUUCUUUUUUCAGUGGAACCGUGUGUCCAUAUGACCAGGGAUGUCCACGGGUCCAGCACCACUAGUGAUACAUGCGUACAGUAGGAGGCUUGUGGGAAAUGGAUUAUUGGAACUGGCUUUGUCUCCGCACACAGGUUUCCCUGUACUGAUUUUAAGAUUAAAAAUUCUAAAAUGUCA